Asparagus officinalis (garden asparagus) is the source of this 1665-nucleotide messenger RNA. RefSeq lists its product as uncharacterized. The transcript has 15 exons. NCBI's taxonomy places the organism in Eukaryota, Viridiplantae, Streptophyta, Magnoliopsida, Asparagales, Asparagaceae. Bases 61 to 1221 code for a protein of 386 amino acids. The record is from RefSeq and is a predicted model, not a curated record.
AAGCCGCGCAAAAAAAAAAAAAAAAAAAACCCUCUGAAAUUUGAAACACGAAAGGCGACGAUGAUGGCUUCAAUUCCCAAUCACUGCUCUCUUCAUCUCCGCAACUCUAUUUCCUCCACUCAUCGAAGAACGCGCAGUCUCUCUUCUUCUUUCGGAGUCUCGAGCGCCUAUCGUACGGUCAGGACGGUCACGAUUCCACACUCGGAUCUCAUGGAUAGGAGCAGAGAUUUGUCGGCUAAGAUUGAGGAAGGCCUUGGACCUGAUGGCCUCGGUAUCGUCUCGGUCUCAGAUGUGCCUGAUUUCUCCUUUUUACGUCAAAAUCUCCUUCAACUUUCACCCAGAGUAGCAAGCCUGCCUGAUGAAGUAAAGAGCAGCCUAGAAGAUCCAAAGAGCAGAUAUAACAUUGGAUGGAGUCAUGGGAAGGAGAAACUGGAAUCUGGUAAACUAGAUACAUUUAAAGGAUCUUUUUAUGCUAAUCCUAUUCUAGAUGUACCAACCACUGAUGUUUCUCUUAUGCAACGGUAUGCAUCAUAUUGUAGACCGAAUAAAUGGCCUAUCACUGCUUUACCGGAGCUUGAAGUUGCAUUCAAGGCUCUUGGAAAGGUGAUGUUAGAUGUUGGGCUGAUGCUGGCUUAUCACUGUGAUCAGUAUGUAUCUAAAGCAGUACCUUUUGAUGAGGAUGGAGGCCUUGAGCAGAUACUAAAACGUUCUAGAUGUCACAAAGGUCGUUUGUUGUUUUACUUUCCAAAGCAAAGAAGCCAAUGCAUGGAAGAUUUAGGCUCCGUAUCAUCAUGGUGUGGCUGGCAUACUGACCAUGGUUCUCUCACAGGUCUUGCAUGUGGCAUGUUCAUGAGAAAUGGUGUAAAGGUUUCAAGUCCUGAUAGUGCUGCUGGCCUCUACAUAAAAGCACGUAAUAAUGAGAUUGUCAAAGUUGUCUUUGGAGAAGAUGAAUUAGCGUUCCAAAUUGGGGAAACUACUGAAAUCUUAUCGGGAGGUCGUCUAUGUGCUACUCCUCACUGUGUUCAGGCACCUAGAGGGGAAGCAGCUAUUGGUGUGGAUCGUUCAAGUUUUGCAAUGUUUAUGCAGCCUGAUUGGGAUGAGAAUCUUCAAUUUCCAGCAUAUAUCCAUCAUCAUGGAGAGUUGAUUCCACCAAACGGGAGACUUACUUUUGGAGAAUAUUGCGAGAUGCUCCUUAACAAAUAUUAUCAUCAAAAGUUUUGAGGGGUUUCCCCCCUCCUGUUCAGAGGCACUUUUCACCAAGAUGGACAAGACUUAUCUACCAUAUCCAUCAAAAGUAUAUUCCAAAAAAGCUUUAAAGUUCUUUCGGUAUUUUUCUUAGAGCCACAAUCUCUAUUGCUGUCCAUUAGCCAUUAACUUGUGUAAAAGGUGAUUACCCCUCUGAUAAAUGUGAUUAUUUGCCUCUAUUCUUCAUGGUUAUAUCACAAGACUGUAGUAUAUGGCUGCUAAUGGUUGCUCUUAACACCAAAGUUGGCUGUAUAUUUGAAAUAAAAUGCCAACAUAUUCAUUUGAGAUUUUUCUUUUUCUGCUGAAGGGUCUUUUAGAGAUAGAUGGCUUAAUCUUGAUUCUUGGUGCAAGAGCUCUUGUAUUCUACAAAUAAUUCCCUUUUCAGUUCUAUCUGAUUCUGUAGAUCUGUAAUGGCAGUCA